CCCUGGAAACUUAACAGCCUGCAGCCAGGGUCCGUGGCGCCGGCCCGGCGGGAGGGAGAUGGACGACCGCUCCGACCACAAUGGGGACCCCGAGAAGGAAGCUGGAGCUGUGGAGAGCCUGGCCUCACGGCUGUCCGGGAUCAAAACCAGCUCUGGCCCCCAGUCCGCGGCCGAACCCGCGGAGCCGGAGGCGGAGGCAGUAGAGGCUUCAGAGGAAGGCGCCGAGCCGGCCGAGUCCCAGGAACAGCCGGCGGCCACCGAGGUUGCUGGCGAGAAGGGGCCCGGAGAGCCGGAGUGGCCGGCCGAGGCCGAGGCGGAGGCCGAGCCACGGGACCUGGCGGAGGCGGGGCCUGAGGAACCAGCGAAGCCGGAGCCCGAAGGCGGCCCCGAGGAACCAGAGGAGGAGUGGAAGGAGGAGGACGAGGCGGAGGUGGCGGCGGAGCCGAGGAGGAAGGAAAUCCUGUCGCAGGUCUGUCUGCAGCAGGCCACGGCCGGCAAGGAAGAGGCUGCGCCAGACCGAGAGGCUGAGCGGGAAGGACAGCUGGCGGAGGAAGGAGAAGAGAGCGAGGAGAGCGAGAAGCAGCUUGUGCAAGGAGGCCUGGGCAAAACCGAGGACGAGCUGGGGGAUUUGGACGAGGGACCCGAGCUUGAGAGCUGCGACUGGACUGAGGAGGUGCAGAAGCAGCAGGAGCAGCAGCUGCGCGCCGAGCUCCUGGCACAGUUCCGCUCCCUGACGGCGGAGCGAGAGCGCCAACAGCGUUACAGCAUCUACCUGCAGCACAGGAUCCUCGAGGCGCUGCGCAAGAAGGGCCUGGAUGCAGCCGAGGUGCCCGAGAAGGGCGCGGAGCCUGAGGCCCCCGAGAAACAGCAAGCGUACCUACGCCAUCUGGCCAUGCUGGAGGAUCUGAAGAAGCAGGAGUCAGAUGACCUGCGCUGGUACCACCGCGAGCUGGACCAGCUGAAGCGGCAGUGCGAAGAGAAGCUCUCCCGGGUGGAGGAGGAAUGGCGACGCUUGCAGGCACUCAAGAAGCAGGUGGUGAUGCAGGCCAUGGGCAGCUGCUGGAUGAGGGGUGGUCGCCAGGCCGCUCUGCGAGAGGUGGAGCGGAUCCAGGCGUUGGAGGAUAAGAAGGAGAAGGCGAUAAGCGCUGUGAGGCUAGAGAACGUGCAGCUGAAGCAGAGUUUGGUGCACUUUGAAAACAAGCUGAGGGCCCAGGAGGACCAGACAGAGGGCCUGCUCCUGAUAGAUUUUGAACAGCUUAAGACUGAGAACCAGACCUUGCAUGAGAAAGUCGAGGAGAGAAAUGAGGAGCUUUUGAAACUGCGCAGCAAGGUGACCAACCAUGUGCAAAUCAUAACCCAUGUGAAGGAAAAGUUACACUUUGUGGACAUAGAAAAUGCGUGUAAAAAGUCAGAGCUUAUGCAGACUGAGGCUCAGGUGGCCCUAAAGAGGGACAUCCUGACCAAGACUAAGCAAGCCCGGGACAGCCUGCGGACUGACAACAUCAAGCUGAAUCAGAAGUGCGGGCUUCUGGGCAAGGAAGCACUCCUUCGGGACAUGGAAGAGAAGGUGGACAGGACUGAAGAACUCAGCCAGCACUUGGAAGCCCUGAAGCACCAUCACGCUGGGCUUAUUCUGUCCUGCAGAGGCGUGAAGCAGAAGAUCAGGGAAGCCAAAGCCUUUCUGCCUCCUUGA
This is a messenger RNA of Lagenorhynchus albirostris (white-beaked dolphin), 1693 nucleotides long. It is a transcript of the gene CFAP184, whose product is annotated as coiled-coil domain containing 96. Lineage: Eukaryota; Metazoa; Chordata; Mammalia; Artiodactyla; Delphinidae. Gene Ontology annotation, biological process: cilium assembly. Bases 59 to 1693 code for a protein of 544 amino acids. Gene Ontology annotation, cellular component: axoneme; ciliary basal body. The record is from RefSeq and is a predicted model, not a curated record. The transcript has a single exon.